ACAGGUUCCAUGAUCUUGUACGUCAUGAUAGGUCAUUGGAGGACCAAUCACAGCCUAUUUCACAGACGUAUCCAUGGCAACAGUGCGAGGUGAAAACGCACAUCGCCCUCGCCAAGAAUCACAAAGUUGGAGGAGACACCGUCAAAAAUGUGAUCAACGUUUUUGGAUACAGGAAGAAUUUGACGUUCCUUUUGCCAAAACCCUUCAAAAGCAGCAUAGCAUAUCCACGUAAUAUGACUUCAAAGAAUCUCAUGCCGCUGCCAAAUAAGGGCAAAGCAGACAUCUGGGUAUACCAUACCAUAUUCGAUAGUCAAAAGUUUCACAGCAUGUUCUCUAGCAAUGCAGUCUACAUCACAAUACUUCGAGAACCCCUCAGCCAGUUGAAGUCAGUAUGGAAUUAUUACAAACUCUCAAAGAAGUUCAAUAUCAGUGAAGAGGGAACAGAUGGCAUUGCAAAAUUCUUGGACAAUCCUGGGAAAUACGACAUGGCGUGCGGCCACGGUGCUCGCUAUCCCUUCUGUUUCACCAGGAAUUCCGUAGCAGUGGAUCUCGGAUUCUCAAUGCAAGAAAACAUGGACACACCUUCUCUCGAAGAUCAAGUUCAAAGACAACACAAAUCGAAAGCGUUCGUUCGCCAAAUCGAAGAACAUUUUUCCUUAGUUAUGAUAAUGGAACAUUUUGACGAAUCGUUGGUUUUGUUAAAACGUGAGAUGUGCUGGACGCUGAAGGAUAUCCUUUAUUACGUAGCGAAUACUCGGAGCUACACAUGGCGACAACAUAACCUGCCAAAACUCCAGAAGGAACAACACAAACAAUGGAGUUACGUUGACUACGCUCUGUACGAAUACUUCAACACGAGUCUUUGGAACAAAAUAGGACAAGCUGACAAUGACUUCAACGGAGAACUCGGGUUCUUCAGACACGUGAACGCGAAGAUGAAGAAACAUUGCGAUCACUUAUUGAGAGGAGAAGCUUGCUCUGUUUACGGUUCUGUUUUGAAAAUUAACGAAUCAAGAUGGAGUCCCGGUUUUGACAUUGGUAGAGAAGAUUGUGAACUCAUCAAGCGAACGGUGCAAUGCCACUUCGCUCUUCAAGCCGAGAGAGCAAUCAGAGCUGUUGGAGAACACCAACACAUUGAUCCAUCGAAGUACCAGGGAAGCAGGCACCGAAACAAUGAGUUUAUGGACUCUGUAAAACCAUACUGUGUUUACUGUAACCCGCAGAUAUCAUACUGCUCUAUGUUUGAUUAUCUAACGCAUUUUUAUAUAGACGGUUUGAUACAGGAAACAAAGUAUUCCAUCUUGAGAGAACGGUUCUUUCCCUACUCACAACAGAAUUGUUAUAUGAAGCAAACUGUCCUGUAUCCCGACGACUGAAAUAUCUCUAUUCAACUAUACCGUGAAACGAAUUACGUCGAUCACUAGUACUAAAUUAAAGUACGGAAAACAAUGUGAUCUGAAUGCAUUAAAACGUUAUCUGUUCAAGGCAUCAAUGAAGGAAAAGCUGGUCUGUCAGGCUAAGUUUUAUUUUGUGUUGGUCACGAGUUUUCAAUGGUAGAAAACUUAAAGCUAGAAUACUCUUUCUACAUAAUCUCCAGGCCAAUUUACGAGUUGCAUAAGAUAGUAUCAAAGCUGGCUAAGGUAUAGCUGGUCAAAGGGAGUCAGACACGCUCCUAGGCCGGCUUCACUCCUCUGGCAGCUUUUGAUACUAACUUGUGCUACCGUAAGAUCUGCUUGGGGAUUAUUUCUACCCUGGUGGCGUACAGGUACACAAAUCUUAUCCAACUAUUUUGAAUUACUUAUAAACUUGGAGUUUUAACCUUAGUCAGUUAAGCUAACUCUGUUUAUUUCUAGCUGUCUUAAAGAGAGUUAUAUCAUUCGAAAAGUAAUAUUGAUUACAUGUAAAGCUUCUAUAUGAAUAACUUACGACACUGGAAAAAUGGCAAUACAAUGUAUAUGGAGACAACGACCA
This is a messenger RNA of Branchiostoma floridae (Florida lancelet), 1971 nucleotides long. Its product is annotated as galactosylceramide sulfotransferase-like. Gene Ontology annotation, cellular component: membrane. The record is from RefSeq and is a predicted model, not a curated record. Gene Ontology annotation, molecular function: galactosylceramide sulfotransferase activity. The coding region runs from base 234 to 1376 and encodes 380 amino acids. NCBI's taxonomy places the organism in Eukaryota, Metazoa, Chordata, Leptocardii, Amphioxiformes, Branchiostomatidae. Gene Ontology annotation, biological process: glycolipid biosynthetic process. The transcript has a single exon.